CCGAGCUGCGCCAACUUCGCCAACGGUUCCCAAGUUGCUGGGCGCGCCGGGGUGGGAGCCGGGUGGGGUGAGGAAGAAGAGGAGGAGGAGGGCUCCCCAGGCGCCUUGGACGCUGUUCAGAAACCCGCCGCCGCUGCGGGCCGUUCCCCGGCUCGGCCCGAGUCGGGAGGGCGCCAGACAGGACCGCUCGCUCGCUCGCUCGCCGCGCCGGACGGCGCCCGCCUGGCGCCUCUUCCCUCCCGGCGUGCGAACCGGCCGGGCCGCGCCUCCCUCCUUCGUCCUCUCCCGCGGCCGCCCCCUGGAGGGCGCGGAGCGCGGGCAGCGAGGGAGCCGGAGCCCCGGAGCCGCUUCUGCCGGGUUCUGCCGAGAGGAGGGCAAAGUUGCGAGCGGAUGCUGGCGGCGCCGGACUCCAGCCGCGGAGAGUCGGAUCCGCCCCCGCCGGAGGAGCCUCGGCGGCCGGGGACCAGGCCAUCCCCGACCUGAAGACGACGAGCCGGGUCCUAAGGGAUGCCCUUGAGCUGAGCGCCCGCGGCCCCACCCUUCCCCAUGGAGAAAGGCCUUGCUUUGCCCCAGGACUGCCGGGACUUUCUGCACAGCCUGAGGAUGAGGAGCAAAUAUGCCCUUUUCCUGGUUUUUGUGGUGGUGGUUUUUGUCUUCAUUGAAAAGGAAAAUAAAAUCAUAUCGAGGGUCUCGGACAAGCUGAAGCAGAUCCCCCAAUCCCUGGUAGAUGCCAAUAGCACCGACCCAGCCCUGGCCUUGGCUGAGAACGCGUCCCUCUUGUCCCUGAGUGAGCUUGAUUCAGCCUUCACGCAGCUGCAGAGCCGCCUGCGAAACCUCAGUCUGCAGCUGGGUGUGGAGCCAGCAGAGGAGGCCGAGGGGGAGGAGGAGGGGCAGCCGCCCAGGCCCGCCCUGGCCCAGCCCCGGCGCCAUGUGCUCCUCAUGGCCACCACGCGCACCGGCUCCUCGUUCGUGGGCGAGUUCUUCAACCAGCAGGGCAACAUCUUCUACCUCUUCGAGCCGCUGUGGCACAUCGAGCGCACGGUGUCCUUUGAGCCGGGAGGCGCCAAUGCCGCAGGCUCGGCCCUGGUCUACCGUGACGUGCUCAAGCAGCUCUUCCUGUGCGACCUGUACGUCCUGGAGCAUUUCAUCAGCCCCCUGCCCGAGGACCACCUGACUCAGUACAUGUUCCGCCGGGGUUCCAGCCGCUCCCUCUGUGAGGACCCUGUCUGUACUCCCUUUGUCAAGAAGGUCUUUGAGAAGUACCACUGCAAGAACCGCCGCUGUGGCCCCCUCAACGUGACGCUGGCCGCCGAGGCCUGCCGCCGCAAGGAGCACAUGGCCCUCAAGGCCGUGCGCAUCCGACAGCUGGAGUUCCUGCAGCCGCUGGCCGAGGACCCCCGGCUGGACCUGCGCGUCAUCCAGCUGGUGCGCGACCCCCGGGCCGUGCUGGCCUCCCGCAUGGUGGCCUUUGCCGGCAAGUAUGAGACCUGGAAGAAGUGGCUGGCCGAGGGACAGGACCGCCUGAGAGAGGAGGAGGUGCAGCGGCUGAGGGGGAACUGUGAGAGCAUCCGCCUAUCGGCGGAGCUGGGCCUGAGGCAGCCAGCCUGGCUGCGGGGCCGCUACAUGCUGGUGCGCUACGAGGACGUGGCCCGCAGGCCCCUGCAGAAGGCCCGGGAGAUGUACCACUUUGCAGGCAUCCCCCUGACCCCGCAGGUGGAAGACUGGAUCCAGAAGAACACCCAGGCGGCCCGGGACAGCAGCGGUAUCUACUCCACACAGAAGAACUCCUCGGAGCAGUUUGAGAAGUGGCGCUUCAGCAUGCCCUUCAAGCUGGCGCAGGUGGUGCAGGCCGCCUGUGCUCCUGCCAUGCGCCUCUUUGGCUACAAGUUGGUGCAGGAUGCCGCCUCCCUCACCAACCGCUCUGUCAGCCUGCUGGAGGAGCGUGGCACCUUCUGGGUCACGUAGGGGGCCUGGGGCUGCGAGCAGCCCUCCUUGUGAAAGUCCUGCCCUGCCUUGCUCACCCCAGGCCAGCAGUGAGACGGCGGCCCUCGCGGAGGGUGGGCGGGAGCCGUGCGUGACCAUGUAGCCCCUCUGCUGUAGAAGUAGGCCCCUAGCCUGCUAGCUUCCCCACCGUGGCCACGGGCCUGGGGCUUCUCGCUGAGAACAGGACAGUGCCUGGGCCCCUUGAGGGCCAGCAAGCUCAGACUUAAGGGGCUGCGGUCUCCUGAGCAGGUCCAGGCAGGCCCGGGCCUGUUGAUAAGCCUUCCUCGUUCACACUCAUCCAGAAACAUACAUGAAACACACAUAAGUACUGGGAGCCUGUGGCCCAGAGUCCAAAUAUUUAACAACCAGAAGGGGCAGUGGGCACUGACCAGUCACAGUCGGAUCUCCUGCUGCCCUGAGUGUUAGCCUUUCAGUGUCUGUAUUUCUACUCAAUCCAGUGUGGAAUCUAGCUUGGUCUCUGAGGAGGGACCGGGAUAGCCCAGGGUGCCAGAGGAUGGCAUUGGGGGCUUACCAACCAAGAACGAGUCAGUAUUUUCAUAAAUGGGCUAGCUGUGCUGUUUCCUAAUGAAAUCAGUCAUGUAUAGAGCUACAAAACACUCACACAUAUAAAGACCAAUGCCUACACACACACCACGUACACAGACAGAAAAACAUCAUAAAGACACAAAUCCACACACCUAUUGAUACACAGACAAGCUUCCCCUUUGCUUUAUGCCUACAGGGUUUAUUUGUAUCACAUACCUAAAGAGGAGCCUUUAAUUGCAUUUUGGAAUUGCUUGGGGGCAGGAGAAGAAAACGUCACCGGCCAUGACCCCGUUCCCUGGCCGGGUUUGGGACUGAGCGGUGGAUACAGAACUGCCUUGGAUUUUCACGGCUCCCUCCUCUGGCCCCCUCCCGUCCUCACUGCUGGCAGGCGGCAUGUGUGGAGAUGGUGCGGCUGACCCUCACCUCACGUGACUGCAGCCCAAAGGCCCACCCCCGCUUGGCUGGCUCCCCAAGAGCAUGUCCAUGUUUGAAGGCUGUCUCAGGCCUGACUGGCAGAAGCAGCUGUGGUCCCCAGAGGCAAAAGGCAGCUCGUGGGUCCUGCCAUUUCCAGCCAGGCCUCUGUGGGGCAGGGCCCAGAAGAACAUACAGAGUACUCUUGGGGGAGAAGUCACAUCAGGAUAACCCCUCCCCUGAGAAGACAGGGGACAGAGGUCAGCCACGUGGUUGGUUGCCCUGGUUACGUGGUUAGUGUCUGAAACUGCUCUUUUAGGGCUCUGGGAAAAGCAUUGCUCAACUCAGGCUGGAUGUUUUAUUUGGGGUUUUUUUUAAGUUAUUUAUGGUUUGGUGUCUCGUUUUGUGGCUGUGUUUUCGGUUUUGUUUCUGCAGAAGUGCCACUUGGAAGCAGUCUGUGCUUGAGGGGCUGGGGGUCUGGGAGGACCAGCGGGGAGCAUUCUGGCUUCUGCCAGAGGAGGAUGGGGAGGAGCCUCCCCUAGAAGGAUCAGAGCCUAGGUGGCCAUGGCAGCCCCCAGUGUUCCACGGGCUUUUCUGUUUGAACUGCGUGUGGAACGAAUCUCAGAAGCCACCGGCGUUCUUCACUGAAUGUCCAGAAGCAGCAGAAAUUAGCAGCCCUCAGCCCCUCCCUGAAAAGAGGCCAGAUUUGAAAAUCUCUCUCAGGCCCUAACAUGUUUCCUGGGGGGUCGGGGGCCUAUGACCAAGCAGCAGGUGUCCCCAAAGUAGAAGUCUUUCCCUAUUCCCACCCAAAACUGGGGAGCAGAAAUCAGUACCACCUCAGAACUUGCAGGGAGCUGCAACAGCUUAUUAAGGGCUGUUUCUGAUUUCCUGGACAACCUCUAUGUCAUAUCUGUCCUAUUGUCCAACCCAGGGGGCUGAGUUUUGGUUUGAGUAUUAUGGAUGCCAGGGAAAUACAGGAUCCAAGUCCUGGUGUUGCCCUGGAGAGGGGAGACAUGUGUCCUGGCUGGAAGCUGCAGUUUGAAAAUUUGAAGACCGUGGCCAUCUUGUGGGAUCUGCUAUAAUCAGCAUAUUUGAGCUGCUGGGUCUACAUCACCGUGGGCUUCAGCCAUUCAAGUCUUCACUCUAGGUUUUCCAGUCCAAAAGUAAGUUGUACAGGGAGCUGCCUCUAAUUUGGGGUCCAAAGGGGCUCCAACUCUGAAACCUUGACCCUGGGGCUGAGUGGGACUAGGAUGUUUCUGGCGGGCCCAGAAGUGCUGGCUGUUCUUCCCUAGCUCCUCCCUCCACUGUUCCCCACCUGGGUGGAUGGGUGGGCAAGCGCUUCCGUCCAGGGCUCUUCCUGGGGCCUCUGAGUGUGGACGGUGGACUUCUUCCUUCCUAUGCUUCCAGGGCCAAGGCCUCCAGCCCUGAGCUCAGAGGACAGUACCGAGAAUGGACCUUUGGGACUUCUCAGGACAUUGACAAUUUGUACACUACAAGUUGACUUUAUUUAUUUAUUUUGUGAAAAAGAAGAGACAGAAAUACCUUAUUAUUUGCAGGGACUCAAAGCUGUACCCAAAUCAAGAAAAACGAAACAGCAAUAAUAGAGACCAUUCACUCAUUCCAUACACACAAGGACACUCGAAGACGAUUCAGAAUACAAGAGGACAGGACCAAGGUGCAGGAGUCGCGAUGGCCCAGGCUGUUGUUUAAGGAGAUUCCUUGGUUUCCUCCUUUUGAGUUGAAGAUGCACCAGGAAGUCCCUUUCUGCUGUAUUACCUUUGCCCAGGGGUCUGAAACAGGACACAACUCAAGCAAGUGUCUCCUUGGGGCUCAGCAAUGCCCUGAGAACCCUCGGGGUUUGGGGAAGGACGGGGCAGCGGGGCGGGGUGACUACCGACUUCUCGCUCCGCGGGACCUAGUUGGAGACAUGCAUGUGGGGUUUUCAGCAUGGAGCUGGGCCUAGGAAGGUGGUCCAGCUGGGGACUAGUGCCUCCGUUUCCAGCGAGGCCAGCCCUGUUUCUCUGCUCUUGCUGGCUCCACCAGGAGCCGUCCCCUGCACAGCACGCACCUGCCUGGAGACAGAGGGAGCAGCUGCGGCCUCACCUCCACGGGCCGCCAGCUUCCUGGAAUAAGAGGCCUGUUCAGCAAUGAGCGUUUACUCAUUUUCUCUUUCUUAAUGAAGACCUCUUUAGUCUGGCUUAUAUAAAUAGUUCAGAACAGUCCAGACCUCUGUGAGACAGGGCAGUGUCCAACACCCACAGGCUGUCGCCACCGCUGCCCAUUCCUGGCUUCUCCUCUGGGCCUUCUUUGUAAACCUUGGAGCAGAUGAGGCCAUGGGGGAUCUUCAGGAGUAGUGGGGGUAGGGGGGGCAGGAUUCCUGAGUCCCCACAAAGAGCAAAGCAGCAGCAGGUGUGAGCCCUGUAGCUGCCUCUGCAGGUCCUCACCACGUGGUUGCUAAGGCUGAGAGAGACACAGAUUCUACCCUUGUGUCUCUUUAUAUGAUACACACACUUGAAAAUAGCUAACUAAACGAACAUAAAAAGAAAUGUUUGAUGAAGAGUUUACUCCCUGUCUGCCAGCACCCUCAGCCUGGGAGCUAGUGCCUGAGGCUGGUGUCAUGGGGCAGCUUGCUAAGCGAACCCCCAAGAGCAGAGCGCCCCCACCCAACCCAUCACAAUGCGUCUUUCCUGCCACCUCUGCCGUCUGUCCGAUGAUGGAACGGGUUCUGGCAGGAAGUCAGGGGAUCCCUGUCCCGGAAGGUGGCCACUUGGCCUGGACAGCAGACAGGAGCUGUAAGCAUCAGUCGGUCUGGUCCUGACCCUGAAGGUCUCUUUCAGUCCUGGGUGCCCUCUCUGGCACUAGGGCCUGUUUUAAUUGACCACAGGGCCUGCCCCUUGAUAGCCCUGGAUUAUAAAGGACAGGAGCAGAAGACUGGAUGGCUGUGUCCCCAAGGCGGUCCCCUCACUCCCAUCCCCAAAGGCUGAAAGCAAAGGCAGGUCUCAGAGGGACAGAUCCUGAGGCCGGGAGUGCUCAGGGGAGGGUGGGGAUGAGGGGGUGAGCAGAAGCCUGUGAAGCCAAGUGGGUCUCGUCAAUCUGUACAAGCUGAAAGAAGGCGCAUCCUCUGAAAUCCGAGUUGAUGGGUUUGCUCAUGAAAAUUCCUGGGACAUGGUCCAACCAGACGGGAUGGAGAGGGCCCAGGGUUUCCUGAUUGCAGCCACAUGGCCUCCCACUGCUGGCGGUUUUAGGAAUAAAGCAAGUUGCUCUUUACCUCAAAAGGACAAGCAGAGUGGGCAACUUCAGAUAUCUUAAGAGCUUCAAGAUCCUUUGUUCUCCUGUCCUUUGUCAUUCCACAACCGUGCGUGGGGGACAAAUUAGUUAGAUGUUUUCAAGAACAGUGCCAUCCUCACGGGCCCAGCUCGUAUUAUAGACCAGGUAUUUUGUUUGGGAAGUAAAAAAUGACCCAAGUACCCUGCUUCCUCAGACUCUGGGCUUGAGCUGGGCACCCCUGAAGUCACCCUCUCAUCUGUGUUGUGUGUUCUAGGCCAAGUUUGCCUGGCUCUCCUGCAAACUCUGUCAUUUGCCAAGACCUCAGCCAUGUGUCAUAUUUCAUGGCCACGUGAUACAGGACACCCCCUGCAUGGCCGUGUGUGGACAUAAGUGUCCGCACGUGUGUAUGUGCAGCAUGCAGCACCUUCUGUUCAGCCACGUAGCUCCCAGCCCCCUUGCCAUCAGUGUCCCAGAUGUCCUUGCUGUGGCAACAAUCUGCCGUCUCCUGGAAACGCAGGGGCUACCCUUCAGAGAGCUGGCGGCCACUGCCAAUCAGGGUCUGCUUUGCAGAACAGAAUGUGAACCCAUCACUUGAUGGCUUACUUGACUUAUUUAAUUAAAAAUGAAAACAUGCAAUGAGAAAAAUCUGAAGCCUGUCUCUACCUUUCUUUUGUAUUUGUUCUCAGCAGCGAUCAUAAAAAUUAACAAGAAAAAAAUUAGCAGUGGUAGGAAAAGGGGUGGCUGCAUGAAGCGGGGCCGAGGAAGGCCCUGCCCACUCCCGAGGCAUGGAAGGCACAGAGAAGUGUGGGUCACUGGACGGGGCGUGACAAAUGUUCUCUGUGUUACCAGGAUGGCAGAGCUGGUGGGCCUGAGAGAUGAAUACUCAGGCAUCGUGGGGCAGGGACAGGAGCAUUGGCUAGAGGUCAGGGGACCUGGAGACAAGUCCCAGCUUUGCCACUGUCUGGGCCUGUGACCUUGAACAAGUUACUUCCCUUUUCUGGGCCCUAGUUUCCUUUAGAAUGAGAAAUAUAAUCAGUGGUUUACAACCAUUGUUCUAAAAAGCCCCUUUAGGAAUUAAAAAGACAGCGGAAAGGGCAAGGGACGCCCUCACCCAGAGCAACUGUGCAUUGAUCUGCUUCGCGUGUUGAAGUAGCACCUAAGAUUUAAUUUAGCCGUCAGCAAAGUCUGAAAACCACACGAGGAGGUUGCUAAGGACCCUUUCAGCUAAGAAAUUUAAUGGAAUCAUUUCAAAUUGCUCUGUCAGUCUUAACAACUGUAGUGUGAAUUAGAUUUCAGCUCUUUUUGUCUCCUAACAGCCUCCUGGAGGGA
This is a messenger RNA of Equus quagga, 7536 nucleotides long. It is a transcript of the gene CHST3, whose product is annotated as carbohydrate sulfotransferase 3. The coding region runs from base 547 to 1965 and encodes 472 amino acids. The record is from RefSeq and is a predicted model, not a curated record. Gene Ontology annotation, molecular function: chondroitin 6-sulfotransferase activity; N-acetylglucosamine 6-O-sulfotransferase activity. Gene Ontology annotation, cellular component: Golgi membrane. The transcript has 3 exons. Lineage: Eukaryota; Metazoa; Chordata; Mammalia; Perissodactyla; Equidae. Gene Ontology annotation, biological process: carbohydrate metabolic process; N-acetylglucosamine metabolic process.